AUAGACAAUACAAUGAAUAAAGUUAGGAAACCGGACAUAUAGCACCGCGUAGACAUUGAGAAAUUGGCAGGUUUCCGUUACAUACAAUUGGUGAAAGUGAAACCGCCCCUAGUUUUUGUCUGCUUGUAUUUACUUCCAACCGAACAAACCACUAGUUUGGCAAUUUGUGAUUAAUUUCCACAAUUCAAAAUCACUCAACCAACCUGGUAUAUAUACUAUGAAUUCAUAAGCACUAACACAUCAUCAUCACACAUUAAAACAAGUUCAAGUUUCAUCAAAGUUACAAUACAAAGAUGAGUGCAGCUGCAACAAAAGCAUGGGUAGUAGCAUCAAGCAUAGGAGCAGUGGAGGCAUUAAAAGACCAGCUUGGCGUAUGCAGGUGGAACUAUGCUUUUAGAUCACUUCAUCAACAUGCUAAGAACAAUAUCAGAUCAUAUACUCAAGCUAAGAAAUUGUCAUCAUCUGCUUCUUCUGCUGUUUCCAAAAAGGUGAAAAGAACAAAGGAAGAAUCUAUGAACAAAGUCAUGGAGUUGAAUUGCUGGGGUCCUAGUACUGCAAGAUUUUAAUAUUGUAUUGUAAUGAUUGUGUGACCAAGAAAAGUGAAAAUCUAGAUUUUGUUUGUUUAUACUUUAUAUUCCAUAUUAGUCCCUAAAUUGAAUCUCUCAAAGAAAUUGUGUUGUGGGAAAAUUUAGGAUUAUGAGAAGAGGAAUAUUAAUCCUUGAUGUUAAUUUAAUUAUACAUAUGUUAGCAGCAAAAAUUACAUAUCUCCGGAGUUUUUUAGCCA
Vicia villosa (hairy vetch) is the source of this 784-nucleotide messenger RNA. RefSeq lists its product as uncharacterized. Lineage: Eukaryota; Viridiplantae; Streptophyta; Magnoliopsida; Fabales; Fabaceae. The record is from RefSeq and is a predicted model, not a curated record. Bases 294 to 566 code for a protein of 90 amino acids. The transcript has a single exon.